CAGUAUAAAAGAUGAGAAAAGUUUAAUCAAAACCUUGUACUUUACAGUAUCAAAUAAGAAUUGAGUGUAUUAAAAGCUAUUGCAGAUCACUGGAGAAUACAGAAAAAUUGGAAUCUGCAGGAGCUAAUUUUCACGGCCAAUAAAAUGACAAACAAGCCAGGUUUGUCCGUCUGAUAUUUAUUUUUUUAAGCUCCUUCCUGCAGAACUAAAGGCAAAAUGCUAUUCCUAUUUCACAGUGCAUCCAUUAUCUGUUGCUUUUAUGCUCCAUACCAUAUCGUUCAUCUCACAAUCAUUUAACUGUGGCCCCCGAUAUCCCUUCUUAAGAACAUUCUCACUUCUCUCCUUUUUGCUUUCCUCUCCUGGAAUCCUACUAUAUAAACACCAUUUGGCGUGUCCUUAUGAUAUGAACCAACACUCAAGCCUCACUUAAGAGUUUUAAAACACACCGACACUAUUCCGUACUCCGUACUCUGUACACUCACAACCAAAUUCAUUUCCUUACACUUGUACCACUAUCACAGUAAUGGAGCGUAACCAAUUGCAUCGUCAAGUUGCUCAGAUGAGACAAUCUUUCUUUGAUCAGGGAUUUUUGGAUGAGCAAUUUGUUCAGCUAGAAGAAUUGCAGGAUGACACCAACCCGAAUUUCGUAGAGGAAGUUGCAACUCUUUUCUAUAGAGAUUCAGGAAGGUUGCUAACCAAUCUAGAGCAAGCAAUGGAAAGGAGUCCACUAGACUUUGUUAGGUUGGACAACAUCAUGCAACAGUUCAAAGGAAGUUGCUCAAGCAUCGGAGCCAAGAGGGUGAGAAAUGAAUGUAAUCAGUUCAAAGAAUAUUGCAGGGCAGGAAACAGUGAUGGCUGCAUGAGGACUUUCCAGCAAUUGAAGAGAGAAUAUGCGACUCUUAAAAGGAAACUUGAAUCCUACUUUCAGUUGGUUAGACAAGUUGGGCCCAGGGAAAUGCCUACUCGCCCACGCUAGAUAGAUGGUGUUGUAGGAGAAGUGGCUCAGAAACAUGAUUGGUGAACUCCAUACCAGUUUAUGGUCUAGAAAUUUUAGCUGCUGGAGCUUUUAGGCCCUGUUUCACCUGAUGAAAAUGGGAGAGUUUAGCAUGUUUUACUUUGCUUUAACUCCCGUAUGUUAGAGAUAUAUGUUGUACGAGUCUUAUGUUGAAUGUAAGGAAGGUUAAUGAUAAUUACAUGCUGCAGUUGAUUAAUGGUCU
Messenger RNA from Chenopodium quinoa (quinoa), 1217 nucleotides. RefSeq names its product histidine-containing phosphotransfer protein 4-like. Gene Ontology annotation, cellular component: nucleus; cytoplasm. The coding region runs from base 524 to 976 and encodes 150 amino acids. Gene Ontology annotation, molecular function: protein histidine kinase binding; histidine phosphotransfer kinase activity. Gene Ontology annotation, biological process: phosphorylation; phosphorelay signal transduction system; cytokinin-activated signaling pathway. The transcript has 6 exons. The record is from RefSeq and is a predicted model, not a curated record. NCBI's taxonomy places the organism in Eukaryota, Viridiplantae, Streptophyta, Magnoliopsida, Caryophyllales, Amaranthaceae.